UGUGUGCAGAGGGUCCCUGGUCCGAGCCCGGGUAGGGGCUAGGGUGACGGACGAAAGUAAUACUGUUGUAUAUGUAUGUAUGUAUAUAUGUAUAUAUAAAAAAAUAUCUGUCCGUGUGUGUAGUCUGCACAUUUCAGAUUUGUUAUCCAUCUCAGUCACACCAAACUCAGUGCUCCUGAUGCCUGGCCGUCGCUAUGGGAACGCACUGACUGGCAAAGCAAACUUUGGACAACAUUGGUUACUCUGACUGACCUGUUAGCUACAGUAGCUAGAUACUUUUACCCCAAAACAAUGAAAUACCUAACGUAGAGAAAUACAUUUCGUUUCCUGGACAAAAUGACUUGGAGAAAUAUCGACCCUUUGUCACUUGAUGAGACCAUUGAUGAAGGGAAAGAGGAGAAGGAUGUGGAGAAGAGAAGAGCCUCGGUGUGGGAACAUCAGGAGCUAGCCCAGAUUCCUAUCAAGGUGCUGAGGGGUCACACAGAUGCUGUCACCAGCUGCCACUUCUGCUUUGAUGACACCAAAGUCCUGACCAGUUCCCACGACAAGACGGCCACUCUGUGGGACACGGAGAGUGGCGCCGCGCUGUUGGUGUUUGAGAGAGGACAUCUGUCCAACAUCUCUGAGUGUGCCUUGAUCCCUGACAAGAAGAGGCUGAUUACUGCGUCAUGGGACAAGACCCUAAAUGCAUGGGACCUGGAGACUGGCAAGAUCAUUUGGACUGCAGCUCAGGCUGGUCUCCUGACCUCAUGUAGCGUCUCAGAGGAUGGGAAGUACGUAGUCUCCUCCUCCGACCUGGAGAAUGCAAUCUGCCUGACCUCAGCUGAUACAGGGGAGAGGCUCUUCCACAUCAAAGAUCACCACAAGUCUACGAUCACGCGGUGCCGGUUUGAUCCUCAGAGUCAGCACGUAGCCAGUGUCUCUGAAGACAGAACCAUCAAACUGUGGGACCUGGUCUCCACCCAAACCACCCUCUCCAUCAACAGCACCCACACCAACGUCAUCUCGAACUGCUGUUUCACUGCUAACGGACGCUACUUGUGCACUGCAUCAUGGGACAAGACUCUGCAGCUGUGGGACGUCCAGACAGGAACAUUCCGUUCCCACGGUGGCCUGACCCUUAGCAAGGGACACGACGGGUCCGUCAGCUCCUGCACCUUCUCUGUGGACGGGUCAGUCCUUGUGUCGGGGGCAUAUGAUAGAACAGUGGCUGUGUGGAACAUGGAGACCCUCUGCAAGACCCUGGAGUUGAAGGGACAUGCGGAUUGGGUGACAGAUGUGGCAAUCAGUGCUGACAAAAAAUGGGUGGCCUCAGCUUCCAAGGACACCACUGUCAGGUUGUGGAAUAUAGAACACUCUGAAGAGAUACCGGCCGUUAUUGAGACCAGGAAGGCUCAGGGAAUGGGCUAUCAUAUCCUCCAGUGUGAGGAGUGUGGAAAGGCUUUCUCCAUUUCUCGACUGGAGAACUCCGACUUGGUCACAAAGUGUGUGUUCUGCCGAUUGAAGACGGAAACCAGAUCCUGUCUUCAACCUCCUCCUCUGUUGUCUAGUGUUCUGCCGAUUGAAGACGGAAACCAGAUCCCAUCUUCAACCUCCUCCUCUGUUGUCUAGUGUUCUGCCGAUUGAAGACAGAAACCAGAUCCCAUCUUCAACCUCCUCCUCCUGUUGUCUAGUGUUCUGCCGAUUGAAGACAGAAACCAGAUCCCAUCUUCAACCUCCUCCUCCUGUUGUCUAGUGUUCUGCCGAUUGAAGACAGAAACCAGAUCCCAUCUUCAACCUCCUCCUCCUGUUGUCUAGUGUUCUGCCGAUUGAAGACGGAAACCAGAUCCCAUCUUCAACCUCCUCCUCUGUUGUCUAGUGUUCUGCCGAUUGAAGACGGAAACCAGAUCCCAUCUUCAACCUCCUCCUCUGUUGUCUAGUGUUCUGCCGAUUGAAGACGGAAACCAGAUCCCAUCUUUAACCUCCUCCUCUGUUGUCUAGUGUUCUGCCGAUUGAAGACAGAAACCAGAUCCCAUCUUCAACCUCCUCCUCUGUUGUCUAGUGUUCAGAACAGAGAUUACUAACCUUCUAGACAUCAGAACAGAGAUCACUAACCUUCUAGACAUCAGAACAGCGAUCACUAACCUUCUAGACAU
Messenger RNA from Oncorhynchus mykiss (rainbow trout), 2135 nucleotides. RefSeq names its product WD repeat-containing protein 88. Gene Ontology annotation, molecular function: protein binding. NCBI's taxonomy places the organism in Eukaryota, Metazoa, Chordata, Actinopteri, Salmoniformes, Salmonidae. The record is from RefSeq and is a predicted model, not a curated record.